Messenger RNA from Caenorhabditis remanei, 1125 nucleotides. RefSeq lists its product as uncharacterized. The record is from RefSeq and is a predicted model, not a curated record. The transcript is spliced from 8 exons. NCBI's taxonomy places the organism in Eukaryota, Metazoa, Nematoda, Chromadorea, Rhabditida, Rhabditidae. The coding region runs from base 1 to 1125 and encodes 374 amino acids.
AUGGACGAUGAUGCUGAACAAGAUAUUUUGGGUCGAAUGUCAAUGACUUCAUUCGAAGAGAAGCUGUUCGGUCUUGUAGAAAGAAGUCCCAUUGAUACACGAGAAAUGUGUCCAAUCUGCCGUCGAAUGUUUCCAAGUGUACAUCAUCGUGCCUGGCACCAAUUCGUUCAUUUAGAAUCAUACACUGGAUUUCUGGAUAAAAAUUAUGGAACAGGAGAUUUGCCGUUUUUCAAUUUUUUUGUACCAUGCCCAAACUCUGAUUGCUCUCUCAAAUUCAUUGAUUUCACUGAUGCGAAAAUUCAUUAUCUUUUGGAACAUCAAUGCUGUCAAUUGUUUUGUUGCGGCAUUCGUUUUCCCGAGUAUUCAAUGGCAUUGCACCAUUUGGUAGAAGCAGAAAAUAUGGAAGCACGAGCAUCUUAUCGUAGACAUAAACAUGUCAUUAAUCUGCAACCCCUAUACGUCUGUAAAUGCUGUGAGAAAGUAUGGUCGUCCCGUAUGGAGUAUACUUCUCAUUUACAAGGAAAACAUAAUAUGUGCCCGGAUCCAAUGUGCAAACAUUUAUUCGAUGAUAACGAGAAAACAAUCACUCAUUUCUUCGAACAUCACUACAAACAUUUGUGGAUGGAUGGUCGUCACAUCCUCCUCAAUUACAACAUCUUCUUGAAAUACGACAAGACGCAAGAGGAACGGUCAAUAGGUAUCUAUCACUGUGAACAUUGUUAUCGAAGGUUCAAACAACGAUCUGAUCUUCAGGAUCACGUGGAAGCAAACAUUUGUGUAGCUACUGACAGAAAGAUCUUCUCACCAGCGAUUCCCUGUAAAUGUGGUUAUCAAUUCGUUUACUGUUACCAUCAACGUGAUAUUCUGCUCAGAUAUCUUCCAAUAUUCCGAGAAGCGUUGGAACAUAUCGCAAGAGAGGCUCCGUAUAGUGAAAUGCCUGAAGAUGUGAUUCAAAUCUAUCAUACAAUGCUUCGAGUCCUUGCUGAUGUGAAUUACCGUUUGAACAAUGAAAAAUAUUGGCAUUAUCAGAGGACAAACUCUUCGAAACAUUCUAGCAAGUUCUCUCCUAGACAAAUUUCUAAAAUUUUGAUAGGUGUUGUCGAAUAUUUUGUUAAAAUUAUGUAG